GGCCUAAGAGGGUCCAUAUAAGAUUGCCCUUCAAUAACUGUUUCAUCAUCGGACUUGACCGUUUCGCGUCCACUUUUGACUUUUCGGGUCAAGCCGACUAUUCCCCGAACGUCCGCAUCUCCCGGAGCCCCCGUCAGUACAUUAUAUCAAGGCUAUCACCUUGCUGCUCACAUCCAUUCCAUCUUGCGAAGUCAACGAUUUAGCACUACUUCGACUUCAAUCUAACAGACCAUUCACCCCGGAAAACAAAGACAGGAAUCAGAGGAGGGCAAACUCGCUAUGGACAAAGGAGACAAGGUUACACCCUCCCACAUCUUCCGCUUCAAAGAUGUACCGGGAUCUUCAAGCGGAGGGUGUCACGCCCUGGUCUGGCUUCCGCAGGACAACGACGUCACUGGCAAGAAACUGCCCGUUGCCAUCAUGAUCCACGGAGGCGGAUUCACGAUGGAGGCCGCAGAUGACAUUCCGUUCAACAACGUGAAUUACUACCUCGAGAAUGGCUUCAUCGUCGUCUCUCUAGAAUAUCGGCUACAGCCACACGUGAUUCUGAGCGAUAUCCGCCAGGAUAUACUCGACGGAUACCUCUUCGUGCAAUCCGAGCUUGCACAAGAGCUUCAAAAGGCCGGAUCCCAAGUGAACGUGGACGGCGAGAAGACCAAUGUUCAAGGUUGGAGUGCAGGAGGCACUGCUACCGUGUUCCUGUCGCACGAUAUUCAGGAAUACAACAAGACGGCUUCCAAGCCCGCCCCGCUUCCUAAAGCCAACAUCGUUACGUAUCCAAUGACUCGGCCUCACUUGCAUCAUAACGAGCCCCGGUCGGCCUUGGAAGAGUAUGCCAAGGGGUUGACAGAGGAGGAGAGGACGACUUUGAAUGCGAUAUACGAUGAGCCGAUUUCUACUGGCCAUGCACACGAAGACUGGACGCCGGAUAGCAAGACGCCUCGUAUGAAAUGGCUCAUGUCGGUCUUGAUGAGCGGCUGUAUCAACUCUUUCCUUAUCGGCCAAGAUCCGCCUUACCCCGCUUCCGGCUCGUGUAUCAACGCCAUCAACGCCGAUACCCCGCCGACAUGCGUCGUGGUGGCGACCGCUGACGAGCUGCUUGGGACCGUGGAUUCCUAUGCUUUGGCGGAUGACUUGAAAGCACUUGGCGUAGAGAGUCCGGUCUAUGUGGCUGAAGGAAUGCCUCACGGAAUCGCCGAACAUCACUCGAAAACAUGGCCAGAGGGAGUCAAAUGGUGGGACGAGGCGAUCCUCCCAUCGCUGCAAUGGGCCGUAGCCAAGACCUUGUCGUAAAGACUACCAGCUAUAUCGUAAUGGUCAUGACUGUCGUUUUCGCUCAGUGUGUUGCCUAUAAUUUGCUACGUAAGCCGCAGCUCAUGCGCUAUCAAACCCUACUAUCCCAUCCUCCC
Filobasidium floriforme is the source of this 1409-nucleotide messenger RNA. Its product is annotated as Alpha/Beta hydrolase protein. The transcript has 8 exons. The record is from RefSeq and is a predicted model, not a curated record. Lineage: Eukaryota; Fungi; Basidiomycota; Tremellomycetes; Filobasidiales; Filobasidiaceae. Gene Ontology annotation, molecular function: hydrolase activity. The coding region runs from base 280 to 1293 and encodes 337 amino acids.